UUUGCAAAGAUCUCUCUGUAGCCUUUUAGCUUCCUUAAAGUAGAUUUUCUCUCUCUAUAAUCUUUCACAGAACCCACUAUCCCACACUCUAUGUAUGUGUGGAUGCAUACAAAAGCGGAUUGUAUCACGCAUACUACUUUCGUGGCUCUCAGGAGUAUCGUACAACACAAUACACAUACCCAUUUGAGUAAAAAGGAAGUUGGACGAAAUGGGUAGUGAUUGUUCUUCGAUUGUUGCAGAGGAAUUGCAUGUUCUUGCUGUGGAUGAUAGCCUUGUGGAUCGGAAGGUCAUCGAGCGAUUAUUGAAGAUUUCUAGCUGCAAAGUUACUGCUGUAGAAAGUGGGAGGAGGGCUCUGCAGUAUUUGGGAUUGGAUGGAGAGAAAAGCUCUGUUGGAUUUGAUGAAUUGAAGGUGAAUCUGAUUAUGACAGACUAUUCAAUGCCAGGGAUGACAGGAUAUGAACUUCUCAAAAAGAUAAAGAGCUCAUCGAAGUUGAGGGAAGUACCAGUGGUGGUUAUGUCGUCCGAGAAUGUUUUGGCUCGUAUCAAUAGGUGUUUGGAGGAAGGGGCUGAAGAGUUCCUGGUAAAGCCUGUAAAGCUCUCAGAUGUGAUGCGUUUGAGAGAUAUCAUAUUACAAGGGGACGAGAACGAUGAAAAGAAAGGAUCCGGGACCGGGAAGAGAAAACUGCAAGAUUUAUCGCCAACAUCCUCUCUUGUUCGCGAUCUCACUCCAUUAAAAUCUGCAUCAGCAGCAGCACAACAGUCUUGUCUGAAGCGUCCAAGAUUGUAGUAUAUGGUCUAACUUGCCGUAGUUUUAACCACGACUUGCGUUUUCUGUUUCCUAAGCCAUCCCUGAUGAAUUUUAGUGGUGAUGACUCCUGCUAUUUCUAGGCUUAUAGCUUAAGUCGCGUAUAUGCUUACUUGAGGACACUCAGGGUGAAAAAUUGUUGAUGGGAAAUGGUGUUCAUAGUUAUAUUUUUGGCAUAUACAAUGAUUCAUCGAGUUGAAUCUUGAGUUCUUUUGUUUGUGUUU
Molecule: messenger RNA, 1029 nt
Organism: Olea europaea var. sylvestris
Lineage: Eukaryota; Viridiplantae; Streptophyta; Magnoliopsida; Lamiales; Oleaceae
Product: two-component response regulator ARR5-like
Exons: 5
Coding region: 209-787 (192 amino acids)
Biological process (GO): cytokinin-activated signaling pathway; phosphorelay signal transduction system
Source: RefSeq, a predicted model, not a curated record